AUGAGCUCGCAGCGGCCCAUCAGCUUAUCGGAGCUGCGUCGCGGCGCGCUCUCGUCCAAAAAGCUCUCGACCAUCUUGACACCGCCAAAGCUGUCUUCACGAGCACGCAUUAUCAUGACGCUUACCUCAGUAUGUGGUGUCACGAUCUUGACGUCAUUCUUGUCAGGAGGACUCACCAUCGCACUGCCCUCGAUCGCCAAAUCGGUCAGUCUGUCUCAAGAAUCUUUGUCAUGGCCACUAUCCAUGUUUUCUCUCGUCAGUGGUGCUCUGCUGCUGAUCGCCGGGGGGAUGGCCGACGCUUUUGGAAGGAGAACAGUCUUUCUUCUCGGCAUCACCAUCUUUGCUACCGUGUCGAUCGUGACUUCGUUCAUGAACACAGGUGGAGGUCUGAUCGGUUGUUGUGCAGGACUAGGAUUGGCAGCGGCCAUGCUCAUUCCUUCAGGCGUCGGUAUCCUGGGCAGCUCGAUCCCCGAAGGACCCAUCAAGAACCGCAGCUUUGCAGCCAUUGGAGCAGCACAGCCUAUCGGCUUCAUCUUUGGACUGAUCCUGGGUGGUCUGCUCGCAAACAGGUGGAGAGUGAUCUUCUGGAUCCUAGGCGCUUGUGCUAUCGCUUUCGGUAUCUGUGCCUUCUUGUCCCUACCCAACGAAGGCGAAGAGCUUAUCCGCACAGCGAACAACUCAAGAGCUACAUCUGUCGUCAAUUUGACCGCCAAUGUGGCUGAUAUCUCUGUCGAAGGCCGAUCCUCCACCGUUUUGCCGCCUGAAGAUUUGAACAAGGCAGCCUCAUCGAGCCGCACCGAUCUUCCCGCAUCAGGUUCUCACACUCCUGGCGUGCCUUCUCUCAGUGCUGCAGCAAACAUCAGCGCGAGCCGAUCGCUUCGUCUAAAGACUUUCGACUGGCUUGGUGCCUUCCUUUCGACCUCGGGCCUUGUCAUGCUCACGUUUGCACUGUCUGACGCCGAGUCGGCGCCGCAAGGCUGGAGGACUGGGUAUGUGAUCGCCUUGCUCCCGACAUCCAUCAUCAUGCUGGCCGCAUUCUUGUCAUGGGAGCGAUAUGUCGAGCGCAGGCAACAGACAUACGAGAUGGGAGCAUCGAGUGCCGCGACGAUCCAACCUCGUCGCAACGCAACAUUCUUCAAGGCUCCACCCACUACGCCACUUCUGCCACCUGCCAUCUGGCGAGCACCUCGAUUCGGUGCUGUCCUUCUCGUCAUCUUUCUGGCGUGGCUCAGCUUCAACGUCAUGUCGUAUCUCAGUACACUGGUACUGCAAGAAGUGCAACAAAUUUCGCCGACUCGAACGUCACUCUUCUUCCUGCCGAUGGUCGCCAUGGGUCUUGGGUUGAACGUGUUCGCUGGCUACGUCGUUGGAAGGAUUUCAGCCGUGUGGCUGAUUGUUGGCGGUGCUUCGGCCGGCGCAGCAGCGUGUGUCAUCAUGUCCGUUGGCAUCGAACCGGACACGCCUUACUACAAGGCUAUGCUGUGGAUCAUGAUCCUUCAGGUUGGACCUGACGUGUUCUUCCCUGCAGGCAGCUUGUACGCUUCCAAAUCGGUGGGCAGGCAGCAUCAGGCGCUGGCAGGCUCGCUCUUCAACACCACCAUCCGUCUGGCUACCUCGUUGGGUCUGGCGAUUUCCUCGUCGAUUUCGACUUCAGUCACCAAAUCUGCUGCCGCCAAGCAUGCUACAUCACAUUCAAUUCGACUCAUCAGUCGAGACCUGACCUUGCAUCCGUCAAUGCUACUAUCGGGCUCGCACCUUGCUCGACGAGCCGCUGGAGCAGCGAGUGGAGACGUCACGUUGCACACGCCGGAAGCACUGUUGCAAGGCUACAAAGCAGCGUCGUGGCUGUGCUUUGCCUGCUCAAUCCUGUCCAUCGUUGUAGCUCUGGUAAAGCUGAGAGCGAUAGGUGUGGUGGGGGGGAUGGAAGGCAAAGUGGAGGACAGCUCACGACCUCCCAGCGUUCACCCGCAGCAGGAAGAGCACGAGCUGGAAACAGUUGUGGCGCCACACGACGGAAAAGCUUCGGCCGCUUCAGCGGCCCACUCUAGACGUUAA
Messenger RNA from Sporisorium graminicola, 2055 nucleotides. RefSeq lists its product as uncharacterized. The record is from RefSeq and is a predicted model, not a curated record. The transcript has a single exon. Lineage: Eukaryota; Fungi; Basidiomycota; Ustilaginomycetes; Ustilaginales; Ustilaginaceae. Gene Ontology annotation, biological process: transmembrane transport. Gene Ontology annotation, molecular function: transmembrane transporter activity. Bases 1 to 2055 code for a protein of 684 amino acids. Gene Ontology annotation, cellular component: membrane.